UUGCUUCCGAACUAGAAAGAUAACAGUCUGAAACAACUGUAUACCAAGGCAAUAACCCGAAGGAAAUAGAACGAAAUGGCGAGGAAAGAAUUGGAAACAAGAAUGGUAACGAAAUUCCGGACCACUGAAUCGCAUUUCCACGUGGCGGCGGCAGUUCUUCAGUGGGUCCCAUUAAAUGUUACCCACCGAAACUGCUGCGCCGAUGGCUUUGCUUGCUGUUUUCACUGUUUUCAGGACAUAACUUACGUCGCAGGACGAUAUAUACCACAGCAAAGACCGCCUGUUACAGCUGAAGAUGGCCAGGAUCCCGCUGCUCGGUCGUCUGAAACGGCGAGAAUAUGUUGCGAUCUUCUUGGGCUCACUUUUCGUCGUCCUCGAGACUCUCAUUUCGUUCAUUAUCGCCUUCCUUCCCAAACCAGUCAUUCGCUGGUUCUAUGACCGCUCUCGCUCCCUUUUCCACUACAU
Molecule: messenger RNA, 465 nt
Organism: Somion occarium
Lineage: Eukaryota; Fungi; Basidiomycota; Agaricomycetes; Polyporales; Cerrenaceae
Source: the annotation of a GenBank genome assembly